AUGGCGGCAGCGGCGGUGGUGGCCGAGAUGCCGGAGCCGUGGCCGGAGGUGGAUCUAGUGGAGCGCGAGCAGCGUCGGGAGCUGCUGCUGACGGGCCCGGCGCUGGAGGAACGCGUGCGGGCAGCAGGAGGGCGGCUGCCGACGCGGGUGUUCUCGCUGCCGCUGCUGCACUCCCUGGAGGUGUGCGGCUGCGCGAGCCUGCGCGAGCCGGGCCCGGGGCUGGCGCGCGGCCUCCCGCGCCUGCGCAGCCUCGUGCUGCGAGGCAACGCGCUCGGGCCCACGCUCAGCCCGGAGCUGGGCCCACUGCCCGCGCUGCGCGUUCUCGACCUGUCCGGAAACGCGCUAGAGGAGCUGCCGCCAGGCAGCGGCCUGGGCCCCGCGGAUCCGCCGGCGCUGCCGCAAUUGCAGAGCCUCAACUUGAGCGCGAACCGCCUGCGCGCGCUCCCGGCCGAGCUAGCCAGAUGCGCGCCGCGGCUGCAGAGCCUCAACGUGGCGCGCAACUGCUUGCGCGCGCUCCCGGCCGAGCUCUUUGCGCUGCAGCUACUCAGCGAGCUCGGCGCCUCUGACAACGAGCUACAAGAGCUCAGCCCGGCCGUGGCGGGGCUUCCGGCGCUCAAGACUUUGGAUCUUGCCAAUAACCAGUUAAGUGAAAUUCCCGGGGAACUUGCUGACUGCCCCAAACUCAAGGAGAUCAAUUUCAAAGGGAACAAGUUGAAAGAUAAACGCCUGGAGAAAAUGGUGAAUGGCUGCCAACCAAAGUCCAUUCUGGAGUAUCUGCGAGUUGGGGGACGGGGCAAAGGGAGGGGCAAGACUGACGGCUCUGAAAAAGAAGAAAGCAGGAGAAAAAAGAGGGAGCGAAAGCAGAAGAAGGAGAGUGGAGAUGGUGAGGAGGAAGAAGUGGAGGAAGUAAACAAGCUUCUCAUCAAGAUUCUGCAUGUCUCUGACAGUCCUAUUUCCGUGACUGUAAAAGUAAACCCAAUGGUGAAAGAUGUCCGUCCCUACAUCGUGUGUGCUGUUGUGAAAGGGAUGAACCUGAGGCCAGGAAAUGCUCUGAAGCGAUUCCUCUCAAUGCAGACCAAACUCCAUGAAGAUAUCUGUGAGAAAAGAACGGCUGCAACAAUCGCAACUCAUGACCUCAAGCUGAUCAAAGGCCCUCUGGUCUAUGGAGCGCGAUCUCCCCAAGAACUAAAGAUCAUCCCCUUAGGACGGAAGGAGAUCAAAGCAAAGGACCUUGUCCGACAAUUACAGCUAGAAGCUGAGGAACAGAGAAAGCAAAAAAAACGGCAAAAUGUUUCUGGUUUGCACAGAUACCUUCACUUAUUAGAUGGAAAAGAAAACUAUCCUUGUCUAGUAGAUGCAGAUGAUAUGGUUAUUUCUUUCCCACCAAUAACAAACAGUGAAAAGACAAAGAUUAAAACAACAACCUCUGAUUUAUUUCUGGAAGUGACAAGUGCUACCAGUCUGCAAAUUUGUAAAGAUAUUAUGGACUCUCUUAUUUUGAAAAUGGCGGAGCUCAACAAAUUCACUUUAGAAAAUAAAGAGGAGCAGUCCCUUUCCGACACGGAAGCUGAUAAUGUUUCUGGACCAUUCAAUCUCAAAUCUAAUCAGAAUGCUGAAAAAGAUGGCAACUCCCCAUUAAUUGUGGAGCAAGUUCGGGUUGUGGACAUGGAAGGGAACUUAAAAGUUUUGUAUCCUUCUAAAACAGAUCUGGACAUAACUGCUUCCCAUAUAACGAUCAUCCGUUGAUGUAAAUGCCCACAGCUUUCAGCAAACGCUGAUGUAAAUGAUGGUUUGUCCCCUGUGGGAAACAAAGGCUGCUGAUAAGCACCGUCUACUGACUAGGAAGUAUUUUUGGAUGCAAGACCCACCAAAUGGAUGGACGGGAGGGAAAAAACCACUUGGGAGCCACCAGAUAUGCCUUUCUCAGCAUUCUGUGUAUGUGGAUCACCAGCCUGUCGGCUGUUAUAUCCGAGCAACUGGCCAAAGUUGGCCCCGUUCUAAGAGCCUGUACAGGUGGCCUGAGGGAGGGGAAAGAGGGUCCCUACUUGGCUUCUCUGUAUCAAAAGGAUUCAAUAAAAACCCUUUCAAAACUAA
Molecule: messenger RNA, 2094 nt
Organism: Gracilinanus agilis (Agile Gracile Mouse Opossum)
Lineage: Eukaryota; Metazoa; Chordata; Mammalia; Didelphimorphia; Didelphidae
Gene: LRRC47
Product: leucine rich repeat containing 47
Exons: 8
Coding region: 1-1746 (581 amino acids)
Biological process (GO): phenylalanyl-tRNA aminoacylation
Molecular function (GO): RNA binding; phenylalanine-tRNA ligase activity; protein binding
Source: RefSeq, a predicted model, not a curated record